AUGCACUAUUGGCGUGGAAGCGUGGGUCGUCCAUUUGCGGUCCUUGGCAGCCGCGCUUUUCGGGCGGAGGAAAGCGACCGAGAAAAUGACGCGCUUUUUGUCACUGUGUUGUCCGUGUCUAUUGACUGCGGACCCGACUCAUGUACGAUCCAAUCACGAAGAAGGUAACGUGACGGGUACCGUAACGGGGUGACGUUCCCUUCCGUGUUGCAGUCAUCUGGCUUCCAUCAGGCGCAGUGACGGCGUUAGUCCCGACGGCGAGAGUCAGCGAGGCAUCGGGACUUGCACUUAGAGGCGAGCGCAAGCGGAGAAGGGAAGCCGGGAGCCGUCUCCGUCGCAAAUCCCGCUGUCGAUGCUUCCGAUCGCCGUUUCCUGACGGUGUGCAACUCCGCUGGGCGGGAAUACUUCCACCUCCUCGCACCCCACAGGCAGGCGGCGUAUUGCGUCCGUCUCCUUUCCCUCUCUUCUCCGUGUAUGUUACCCCUUCAGUGGCAUUCGGCUACAGUAGCAGAAGCGCUGCCACCACUAAGCGUAAGCCUUUUCGCUAAUGAAGUGGUGAUGGGAAGAAGAGAGGAAACAGCUGCUCUUCUUUGUGUCAUGCUUUAUUCACGCAUGUGUAGCCGCUGCUGCUGAUGUCUUCUCGGGUGGGUGUUUUGAUGAUGUCGUGAAGUAGGUUUCAGCAAGGCGCAGUUGUCACGCUUCCUCGCUGGCCUUUGCCGCUUCGGUGAAUCGAAGUGGUGUGUCUGCUUGCUUGGAAUCCUCAAACCCACCGCCUCCUUCUCUUUGUUUCUUUCUUAUACCCAUAUGUCUCUCUCUUUCUCUUUCCAAUCCUUGCCAUCCUGUGAUCUCGCUUUGUACUUGCCUUGGAUUCGUAGCAGAGGCAUGGACAUGGCUGCUGGCCUGCGUCUCGGCUUCCAAAGCCCGCAAAUUAUUGGCCUCUAAAAGCCAACCUUCCCCUUGCCACCCUCCCCGGGCCCUUCUCUCCUCCUGCCCGCUCUCCCUGUCUCUUUCCACUGUGGUUCCACCGCCAACUCAUGUCAGCUGCGGGCGCGCCAUGAACGGCCUUCGCCAGGAGGCCCACGUCGCCCAGCAGAGCCGCCGGGACAAGCUCCGGAUCCCGUCCCACCUCCUGCAGCUCCGCGACGCGUGUGAUCCGCCCAUGUUCUCCAGUUCGGCCGCUGGCGCCGCCCCCGCGGACUUUGCGGCAGGCAGCCAAGUCCCCCUCAUCGUUCCUUCGUCGUCGGCGAUCUUAGGCGAGACCGCCGCUGCCCUCCGUGGUCAGCCAGGUUGCGACUGGGCCGUGCAUCCUUCCUUGUUUCCGGACAAUCAUUCUUGCCACCAACAGCCGAAGCCCGGCUUCGUCGGGUAUCACGACGGAUCGAUGGACUUGCACUAUGUCUCGCUGCCAUCGCCGCUUCCGAGCCAAGGGCGAGACUUCGUCUCGGCGGUCGCACAGCAGCCGUGUCCGUGGGCCAUCGAUAGCGGCGGGAACGAGCUGCUGUUCUUGCCGGGCUAUGCCGCGGAUCCGGCCAACGCCAUGCUGAUGGCCAGGCAGCCGCCUCCGCAGUGGAGCGGAGAUCUCAUGAGCGCCAAGUACGAAGACGCAUCCGCCGUCGGAGGAAGCGAUCUGAGGGUGGCGAGAAGCCUGUCCUUGACCCUCGCGUCGAGCCCAGUGCCGGAGCUGGGCGCGGCGCAGCUGGAGGCCGGGCCGUCCUGCCCGUACCCCAAGUUCCUGAUCAGCGACAGGGUCUACGACAGUGGCGGAUCACUACAAGACGUCGUGACCUCGCCUGGUGGCGCCGCUGCCCGCCAUCCGUUCGCCGGCUACGCCGCCUUCCUCAAGAACUCCAGGUUCUUGAGGCCGACGCAGCAGCUGCUGGACGAGUUCUGCUGUGCGGUCGCGGGCUCGAAGCUCCUGAAGCGGUGCUUCGCCGAGGAGACGAGCCGCGGAGCUUCCAGAAGUGGUGCGGUCGGGGAGAAGGAGAGCAGCUCGAGGGUAGGCAACUCCGGUGCAUCGACGUCUACGUUGUAUAGCUCAGUGGAGGCCGGCGGUGAACGCGGCGCCGGCUCUAGUAGCGGGGUUCCCAAGGUUCAUCGGUCGGAAUUCCAGCAGAAGAAGGCAAAACUCCUGCACAUGCAAGAAGAGAUUUGCAGAAGAUACAAGCAAUACCACCAGCAAAUGCAAAUGGUGGUCUCCUCCUUCGAAUCUGUUGCUGGCCUCAAUUCUGCCACACCCUGCACUUCGCUAGCCCUGAAAGCCAUCUCAAAACACUUCAGGAGUCUAAAGAAUGCCAUAUCAGAGCAGAUACAAAACAUAAGCAAAGUUCUUGGCGAGGAACUCUUGUCAUCACCCAGUUUUAGUAGAGGGGAAGCUACGACAACCCCACGGUCGAAGUACCUUGAUCAAAGUCUUCAGAAACAAAAGGUGGGCGAAAGCACCCUAAGCUUCACGGGCUACAACCAGCCUGUUUGGAAGCCACAGAGGGGCCUUCCAGAGCGUGCCGUAUCUGUUCUCCGGGCCUGGUUGUUCGAGCAUUUUCUUCAUCCGUAUCCGACCGAUACAGAUAAGCACAUGUUAGCAACUCAGACUGGCCUGUCGAGGAAUCAGGUUUCCAACUGGUUCAUCAACGCCAGGGUAAGGCUAUGGAAACCCAUGAUAGAAGAGAUCCACAUGCUGGAGACCAAAGGAACCAGUGGAAUGGAUUUCACUUCAGCUAAUGCAAAGCACAUGAUGCCCGGCACAGACGACGGAGCACGCCCUUCCAUGGAGCCCGUGUUCGCCGCCGACGAGCGCUCCCAGGAGCCGUGGCAAGGCGACAAGAGAUCGAGGGUUGAAGAGAGCGAGAUGCUGAUGAGCUUCGCGAGCUACCAACACGCCAUGGACAUCGGCGGGAUUGACGCGGUGUCCUUGACGCUGGGCCUUCGGCACGAGGGCGGCCAACAGAAUCCGCAUCAGAUGUUCCAUGAUUUUGUGGGCUGAUCGCCGUUUCUUUGCGCCGAAUUCGGUGGGCUGAUCGGCACGAGAUCGUCGGCUGAUCGCCGCAUCAGAAUCCGCACGGAGGGCGGCCGCGCAGUUCUCGUCGAAUUCGGUGGUCGAAGUGAUCUGCAUCGCUUCUUCGUAGGGUGUCUUCUGCUAUACGAGUGUUUGUGGUGUUGUGAUGAUAUCUGAACUGCUCAAUCUAACAGUGUCGUUUCUG
Molecule: messenger RNA, 3197 nt
Organism: Musa acuminata subsp. malaccensis (wild Malaysian banana)
Lineage: Eukaryota; Viridiplantae; Streptophyta; Magnoliopsida; Zingiberales; Musaceae
Product: BEL1-like homeodomain protein 3
Biological process (GO): regulation of transcription by RNA polymerase II
Molecular function (GO): DNA-binding transcription factor activity, RNA polymerase II-specific; RNA polymerase II cis-regulatory region sequence-specific DNA binding
Source: RefSeq, a predicted model, not a curated record